AUGGUAGCCCGGGGCGCGAAGAAGCCGACGGGCGCGCGGGACGCCGCGGCGCAGGAGGCGAUGCGCGCGCGUCACGAGGCGCUGGCGCUGGUGGAGGAGCAUUUCCGCGACUUCGACGUGGUGUGGGCCAAGGUGCACGGCUUCCCGUGGUGGCCGGGCGUGCUCUUCCACUCGUGGGACGUGGUGCGGCGCGCCGGCAUCCGCACAGACCCCAAGAUCGUGGCGUCGCUGGUGGUGCCGCCGCCCGAGAAGGUGCCGGAGCUGGACGCGGCCACGGGCGUGGAGACGGGCCGCGUGCGCGUGCGGCGCCACUGCCUCGUCAUGUUCCUGGACAAGUUCAACUUCUCGCUCGUGGAGAUCGACCCGAGCAACGUCGCGAGCUUCACGGCGCACUACCAGGUCUACGAGCACGCGGUCAUGGGCAGCAAGAAGAGCAAGAAGACGGAGUUCCGCCGCGCGCUCGUCAAGGCCACGCAGCUGCUGCACAUGGGCAACGGGUACGCGGAGGAGGACCUGGUGAUGCUGGAGGAGCCGAGUCCGGCCGAGAAGAAGCAGCGCAUGGAGGAGGUGGGGCUGGGCGAGCAGGAGGACGAGGACGCGUCGCUGGACGACGCGUGGGACGACCGGGAGAUGGCGGACGACGCC
Messenger RNA from Phytophthora sojae, 645 nucleotides. RefSeq lists its product as hypothetical. The transcript has a single exon. The annotation marks the transcript as partial. The record is from RefSeq and is a predicted model, not a curated record. Lineage: Eukaryota; Oomycota; Peronosporomycetes; Peronosporales; Peronosporaceae.